AUGACUUCAACGUACGAUCAUAAUGAUCCCGAAGUGGUAGAAGCAAUGAAGUAUUUGAUGCUUCCACCAGAAGAAAAAAUAAAACUUCAGGCUCAACCAUUUGAUGGUAAGAAAGCAUGUUGGGUACCUGAUCCAAAAGAGUCAUAUGUUGCUGGUGAAAUUGUAAGCACAAAAGGUGAUGAUGUGACAGUAAAAAAUCCGAAGGGAGAGACUGUUACACUGAAAAAAGAUAAUGUUCAACAGAUGAAUCCACCAAAAUAUUCUUGCACCGAUGAUAUGGCUGAUUUAACCUAUUUAAACGACGGUUCAGUUUUGGCUAAUUUGCGCGAUCGUUAUGCACGAUGGCUCAUCUAUACGUAUUCGGGUCUUUUUUGUGUCGUCAUUAAUCCAUACAAACGUUUGCCAAUUUAUACAAUGAAGGUAGUUCUCAUGUAUCGUGGCAGGAAACGUGCUGAAGUUGCACCACAUCUGUAUGCUAUUGCUGACAAUGCCUAUUCGAACAUGCUCCGUGAUCGUGAAAAUCAAUCCAUGUUGAUCACUGGUGAAUCAGGUGCUGGCAAAACAGAAAAUACAAAGAAAGUUAUUCAAUAUUUUGCUUUGGUCGCAGCUGCCGGUGUAAAAAAGGAAGACACUGGCAAGAAAACAAUGACUCUUGAAGAUCAAAUUAUUUCAGCCAAUCCGGCAUUAGAAGCAUAUGGAAAUGCAAAAACUACUAGAAACAAUAAUUCUUCUCGAUUUGGAAAAUUCAUUCGAAUUCACUUUGGUCCAACAGGAAAAAUUGCUGGUGCUGAUAUUGAAGUAUAUCUACUUGAGAAGUCUCGUGUCAUCUUUCAGCAACGAGCUGAACGUAACUAUCAUAUUUUUUAUCAACUCUGCUCCGAUGCAUUGCCGGAAAUGCACAAACUAUGUCUUAUUCAAAACGAUCCGUCAAAAUAUCAAUUUGUAUCUCAAGGUGUACUUACAAUUGAUGGAGUUGAUGAUGUUGAAGAAAUGCGUAUUACGGAUGAAGCUUUUGAUGUACUUGGCUUUACAACGGAAGAAAAACAAAGUAUAUACAAGUGUACAGCUGCUAUUAUGCACUUUGGUAAUUCACAAUGGAAACAACGACCUCGUGAAGAACAAGCUGAAGCUGAAACUACAGAAGACUGUGAAAAAGUUGCUCAUUUACUUGAGGUCGAUGCAGCCGAACUAAUUAAAGGCUUACUUAAGCCUCGUAUCAAGGUCGGUAAUGAAUACGUCAAUAAAGGUCAAAAUAAGGAUCAAGUAGUGAACUCUAUCGGUGCUUUAUCCAAAUCGAUUUACCAUCGAAUGUUCUGUUGGUUGGUUGAACGUGUUAACGUAACACUCGAUGUCAAAAGCAAACGACAAUAUUUUAUUGGUGUACUCGAUAUUGCUGGUUUCGAAAUCUUCGAAUUCAAUGGAUUCGAACAAUUGUGUAUCAAUUACACUAAUGAACGUCUUCAACAAUUCUUCAACCAUCAUAUGUUCGUAUUGGAACAAGAAGAAUAUAAAAGAGAAGGCAUACAAUGGACAUUUAUUGAUUUUGGUAUGGAUUUACAAGCUUGUAUUGAUUUAAUUGAAAAGCCUAUGGGUAUUCUUUCGAUUUUGGAAGAAGAAUGUAUCGUACCAAAAGCCACAGAUAAAACAUUCGUCGAGAAGCUUUACAACAAUCACUUAGGAAAACAUCCACAAUUUGGUAAACCGAAACCUGCCAAAGGUAAAGCAGAAGCACAUUUUGAAAUUCAUCACUACGCUGGUUCUGUCUCAUACACUGCUACGGGAUGGCUUGAAAAGAACAAAGAUCCUAUCAAUACGACUGUUGCUACUCUCUUUGCUAAAUCGAAAAGUGCAAUGUUGGCUCAUCUCUUUGCUGAUAUUAUUGAAGAAGAAGGUGGUGGCAAGGCCGGAGCUAAGAAGAAAGGUGGAAGUAUGCAAACUAUUUCAGCUACUCAUCGUGAAUCAUUAAACAAAUUGAUGACCAAUUUGAAAUCUACUCAUCCUCAUUUUGUUCGUUGUAUUAUUCCGAAUGAAAUCAAAACAGGAGGCGUUCUUGAUUCACAUUUGGUUAUGCAUCAACUUACUUGUAAUGGUGUGCUUGAAGGUAUUCGUAUUUGUCGCAAAGGUUUUCCAAAUCGUAUAAUUUAUGCUGAAUUUAAACAACGUUAUUCAAUUUUGGCACCAAAUGUCAUUCCCAAAGAAUUCGUUGAUGCUAAGAAGGCAACUGAGAACAUUCUCAAAGACAUAUCUUUACCAGAGGAACAGUACCGAUUAGGUAUUACAAAGGUUUUCUUCAAAGCAGGAGUAUUGGGUCAUCUUGAAGAUUUACGUGAUCAAGCAUUGUCUCGAAUUAUUGCUCGAUUACAAGGACAAAUUCGUGGUUAUAUUAUGAAACGAGAGUACAAGAAAAUGCUCGAACAACGUUUGGCUUUGUCAGUUUUACAACGUAAUAUUCGCAAGUAUUUAUCCCUUCGCAAUUGGGCAUGGUGGAAAUUAUACACCAAAGUUAAACCUCUUCUGUCCGUAGCUCGACAAGAAGAUGAGUUGAAAAAACUUGAAGAUGAAUUUAAAGCACUUAAAGAAACAUUUGAAAAAGAAGAAAAAUUACGCAAAGAAGUAGAAGAUAAUAAUUCAAAACUUAUUCGAGAGAAAAAUGAAAUUUAUCUUCAAUUGGAAACGCAACGAAAUAUUAUGGGCGAAGCUGAAGAACGUUUAACUCGAUUAGCAACUCAAAAGUCUGAUCUUGAACAACAAAUCAAAGAUACAGAAGAUCGUUUAAGUGAUGAAGAAUCUGCAUCUCAAGAAUUAAACAAAAAGAAAAAGAAACUUGAACAAGAUAUUGAAGGAUUGAAAAAAGACAUUGAUGAUAUACGUUUAAGUCUUCAAAAAUCCGAAAAUGAAUGUAAAACACGUGACAAUCAAAUUCGUAUGUUACAAGAUGAAAUGGCACAACAAGAUGAGAGCAUUGCUAAAUUGACACGUGAACGUAAACGACUUGAAGAACAAAAUACAAAAACAACUGAACAAUUACAAGCAGAAGAAGAUAAAGUUAAUCAUUUAAAUAAACUUAAAGCCAAACUUGAACAAACACUUGACGAACUUGAAGAAAAUUUGGAACGAGAGAAAAAAGGUCGUGCCGAUCUUGACAAAGCAAAACGUAAAGUCGAAACUGAUCUCAAAGCGGCACAAGGUAAUAUCGAAGAACUUGAGCGAACAAAACAUGAACUUGAAGAUGGUCUCAAACGAAGAGAUCAAGAAAUUCAACAAGUCAAUAGUCGUCUUGAAACUGAACAAGGUCAAGCAACUAAUCUUGGCAAGAAAAUUAAAGAAUUACAAGCACGUGUGGAAGAAGUUGAAGAAGAACUUGAGAAUGAACGUCAAUCACGUGCAAAAACUGAGAAACAACGAGCUGAUUUAGCACGAGAAAUCGAUGAAAUGCGUGAUCGAUUAGAUGAUGCUGGUGGAGCAACUUCGUCACAAGUUGAAAUGAACAAAAAACGAGAAUCAGAAUUGGCUAAACUUCGUCGUGAUUUGGAAGAAGCCAAUCUUCAGCAUGAAGCUACAGCUGCACAACUUCGUAAGAAACAUCAAGAUGCAGUUACUGAAAUGGGUGAACAAAUUGAUCAACUUCAAAAAGUUAAAAAUAAAUUAGAAAAAGAUAAAGGUACUGUCAAAGCAGAAUUAGAUGAUUUACGAUCACAAGUUGAUCAUAUACAAAAGGGUAAAGCUACUGCUGAAAAACUUUCCAAGCAACUUGAACAACAAUUAAAUGAAGUGCAUAUUAAAGUUGAUGAACACACAAAACAAAUGCUUGACUUUAAUCAACAAAAAACUAAAUUAGUUAGUGAAAAUUCUGAAUUGACUAGACAACUUGAAGAUGUUGAACAUCAAGUUGGUGCUCUAACAAAAUCUAAGACACAAUUACAACAACAAUUGGCUGAAGCUCAACGAGCACUCGAUGAAGAACUACGUGGUAAAAGUUCUACUACUUCUCAAUUGCGUAAUUUGACGGCUGAUCUUGAUCAAGCUCAUGAACAACUUGAAGAAGAACAAGAGGGUAAAACGGAACUUCAACGACAAGUAACUAAACUCAGUGCUGAAGUUCAACAAUGGCGAUCUCGUUAUGAAUCAGAAGGUAUGGCUCGUGCCGAAGAACUUGAAGAAGCAAAACGUAAAUUAGCAUCAAAAUUAUCAGAAGCUGAAGAACAAGUUGAAGCAGCUUUAUCAAAAUGUAAUGCGUUAGAAAAGGUCAAAGCUCGUUUACAAGGUGAAGUUGAAGAUUUAAUGGUCGAUGUCGAACGUGCUAAUGCUAAUGCUUCAACUAUGGACAAAAAACAAAAACAAUUUGAUAAGCUAAUCAAUGAAUGGAAGCAAAAAUGCGAAGAUAUUACAGUUGAAUUGGAAGCUUCACAAAAAGAAGCACGUCAAUUCUCAACAGAAUUAUUUAAAAUUAAAGACAAGGCCCGCAAGCGUGCCGAAUUAGAAAAAGAAGAAAUUCAACUCGCAUUAGAAGAAGCUGAGUCGGCACUCGAACAGGAAGAAGCCAAAGUACUUCGUGCUCAAAUGGAACUGAGCACUGUUCGUCAAGAAAUCGAUCGACGUAUUCAUGAAAAAGAAGAAGAAUUUGAAACUACUCGACGAAAUCAUGCACGUUCUAUUGAAUCAAUGCAAGCCAGUUUGGAAGCGGAAACUCGAUCCAAAGCCGAAGCUCUUAAACAGAAAAAGAAACUUGAGUCAGACAUCAAUGAACUCGAAUCUGCAUUAGAUCAUGCAAAUCGUACAAAUACCGAAUUACAAAAAACACUUAAAAGACUACAACAAACUGCGUCCGAAUUACAAACUCAAGUCGAACAUGAACAACAACAACGUGAUGAAGCUCGUGAAAUAGCUGCAGCAGCUGAACGUCGUGCUAAUCUCAUCGUUGGUGAACUUGAAGAAUUACGAACAGCUUUAGAACAAGCUGAACGAGCACGUAAAGCUGCCGAAAGUGAGCUACAUGAAGCUGCUGAUCGAAUUAGUGAAGUAAGCACACAAAAUGCUACAUUAUCUUCACAACGACGACAACUUGAAGCGACAGUAACUGCAAUGCAAUCUGAUUUGGAUGAAGCCGUAGCUGAAUUGAAAAAUGUUGAGGAACGCUCCAAGAGAGCUGAAGCAGAUACUGCCCGUCUUGCUGAAGAAUUACGCAGAGAGCAAGAGCACUCUAUCGGUGUUGAAAGAUUACGCAAAGGACUUGAACAACAAGUCAAAGAUCUUCAAACGCGUCUUGAUGAAGCUGAAGGCAAUGUACUUAAAGGUGGCAAACGUAUCAUCGCUAAACUUGAACAACGUAUUCAUGAAUUAGAAAGUGAAAACGAAAUGGAACAACAUCGUCAUCAAGAAACACUCAAAGAAUUACGCAAGAAUGAUCGACGUUUGAAAGAGCUUGUAUUCCAAAUAGAAGAAGAUCGCAAGAAUCAAUUACGUUUACAAGAUCUUACAGAGAAAUUACAAAAUAAGAUCAAAGUAUAUAAACGUCAAGUUGAAGAAGCUGAGGAAAUAGCUGCAGUUAAUCUAGCAAAAUAUCGUAAAGCUCAAUCAGAUCUUGAGGACUCAGCUGAGCGUGCUGAUGUUGCUGAAAACCAAUUGAGCAAAUUACGUGCCAAAAAUCGUUCGACUGUUAGCGCUAAUCGCACUACGUCAGGUGACGAUUACCGUGAGCCAACAGCCACACGAGGAGCUUCUAUGGUUCGUAGUAGUUCUGUUCGUCCACGUUAA
Messenger RNA from Rotaria sp. Silwood2, 5754 nucleotides. The record is from the annotation of a GenBank genome assembly. NCBI's taxonomy places the organism in Eukaryota, Metazoa, Rotifera, Eurotatoria, Philodinida, Philodinidae.